This is a messenger RNA of Trichoplusia ni (cabbage looper), 1538 nucleotides long. It is a transcript of the gene par-6, whose product is annotated as partitioning defective protein 6-like. The record is from RefSeq and is a predicted model, not a curated record. Gene Ontology annotation, biological process: centrosome cycle. The transcript has 7 exons. Lineage: Eukaryota; Metazoa; Arthropoda; Insecta; Lepidoptera; Noctuidae. Gene Ontology annotation, molecular function: protein binding. Bases 573 to 1505 code for a protein of 310 amino acids.
AUGAUGUUACUUCUUUUAAGAAAUAAACGUAAACUCAAAUCUUAAUAAGGACGUUGUUUUAAACGUAGCUGAUCAUUAUAAGGCAAUUUAGCAUGCAUGCAAAAAGCAUUUUCAUGCAUACUAUGCAUGCCAUAUGCCCUGUUCAGUUUGUUUACUAUGAGUCUAGUUUAUUUGCAAUUGGGAGAUAGUUAAAAUAAUUACUAAAAGAGUUUUACAACUAUUUAACUAAGUUAAUAUUUUGUACAUUGCUGCGUUUAACGAAUUAUAAAACAACUGUCGUUAUUUGUUUUAUGUUUCCGCAGUUUACGACCAAUCCUGCAUCGUUGUCAGAUUAAAACGAUAAGUGAGCUUGUCUAUCAUUGGUGAAAUACCCGUCAGGUAUUACUAAUGCAUGAAAAAUGUUGUAAACGAGAACAAGCCGUCUGAAAUUACGACGCGAGUGGAAUGGACACCGUCAUAUCAAUAAUUUAAUAAAACUUUUGAUAAUUUACAAUGUUGUGUUUGAAAUUAAGUGCCUAAAUGUUUUGAGAAUAGUUUUAUAGUGUUAGUGCUUUAUAUUAAAUGCUAUCGAGAUGUCGAAGAACAAAAUUGCGGCUCGUGUUGACAGUCAAACUGUGGAAGUCAAAACUAAAUUUGAUGCAGAGUUCCGAAGAUUCUCAUUAAAUCGUACGGAGAAAUUAAAAUAUGAAGAUUUUAAGGCCCUUAUAGAGAAGCUGCACAGGCUUCACGAUGUGGCCUUCCUCAUAUCAUAUACGGAUCCGAGGGACGGAGACUUGCUGCCCAUCAAUAAUGAUGAUAACUUGGCAAGAGCUCUGCUCACCGCAAGGCCACUGCUCAGGGUUAUUAUACAGAGAAAAGGAGAUAGUUUGGAAGAGCUAAACGGAUAUGGCACGAUGCGGCCGCGAAAUAUAAUCUCCUCAAUAUUAAGCGGUACGCCGGCUAAGAACAAGGGGCUCGCCAUAUCAAACCCACACGACUUUAGGAUGGUAUCAGCAAUCAUAGAUGUGGAUAUAGUACCAGAGACUUGCAGAAGAGUCAAGCUAUUGAAGCACGGGUCGGAUCGACCGCUAGGGUUCUUUAUCAGGGACGGUACAUCAGUCCGCGUGACGCCCAACGGCGUGGAGCGGUCCCCGGGCAUCUUCAUCUCGCGGCUGGUGCCGGGCGGGCUGGCCGAGUCCACCGGCCUGCUCGGCGUCAACGACGAGGUGCUCGAGGUCAACGGCAUCGACGUGUCCAACAAGACCUUAGACCAGGUGACGGACAUGAUGGUGGCCAACUCGUCCAACCUGAUAAUAACAGUCCGUCCCGCCAACCAGCGCGCCGGCCCGCCGCCGCCAGACCCCGCGCCGCGCUCCGACCUGCCCUCCAGCGAACACGACGAGGACAGAUUCGACCAAGACGAACAGGACGAGAUCGUAGACCUAACAGCUGUCACACUAGAGGAGACCUCUGAACCGCCCCUCUAUCCGACGUCGAAGGACGACGGGCAAGUGUUACACCUCUAGUACAUACUGCGGCGAUACCGGCUCGCGAGAGAA